AUUAGCUUCUAGAGAAGGUAUUCUACAAAGAAAAUUGCAGAUGUCUACGAGGAAGCCAAUUUUGAUCUCGGGCGGCGGCCUCGCUUCCUUGCUAUUGGCUCAAUCGCUACGACAAUCUAAUAUACCCUUUAAAAUAUUUGAGCGAGAUGCAUCGUUUACUUUUCGCGCUCAAGGGUAUCGUCUUAGAUUGUCAUCAGAAGGACUUGAGGCUAUUGAGUCGGUUUUAGACUCUCAAACGUUCCAGCGAUUCUGGGACAAGUGUGGUAAAACGGGCGGCGCCGGCUUUACCGCAUAUAAUGCCAUAACUGGAGAAGAAACCGAGCAUGCCGCUCCCGAAACUUUGGCCUCGCGAGGCGGCAAAAUUGUCGGUAUCGCUCGGGGAGAGAUGCGGAAAGUAUUUUCGGCGGGUUGCGAAGAGCAUAUUGAAUGGAACAAGCACGUAGUUGGAUAUGAACUAAUUGAUAGCGGUGUUGUUGCUGUGUUUGCCGAUGGAGCGAAAUCGAUCGAAGGCUCUAUGCUUGUUGGGGGCGAAGGCAUCUAUUCUAAAGUCGCAAAGCAACUCUCAGGAGGAAAGCUCAAGGUCUAUGAUACAGGCGCCAGAGGCAUACACGGCCAGGCGCCAACUGCGGCUUUCAAAGGCCUCGGAGAGGGCGUCUUUAGCAUACGAGAUAAUACACGGCCAGAGGGUGCUGUAUUUAUCAUUACUAACGUCCGUCCUAGCGAAAUGGAUGACCCCAAUGUCGAAUUUGGGUGGACAAUGGGUGGCCAGCCGGGCAUAAUCAAGGCUCCGAACGAUGAUUACACAAUAGUGGGUAAGCAGGCUGCUGAAAUCGCAAAGUCGUUGGUUAAAGAUUGGCAUCCACGCUUCAAGCCUCUAUUUGAUGAGAUGGCCGAGUCCGAGGCGGCCUUCUGGAAGAUCACAUGCUCAACGCCAUCCGGAGUACCUGAAUGGCCCAACGAGCCUCGCGUUACGCUAAUCGGCGAUGCAGUGCAUUCGAUGACGCCGGCCGGGGGCAUUGGAGCUAAUACUGCCGUUCAGGAUUCAGCUUUGUUGGGCAAAUUAUUACACGAGGCUGGCGGUUAUGGGCCUGGCGUGACUGCCGCGUACGAGCGAGAGAUGAGAAUCUACGCAAGCAAGGCUGUUCAUCUUAGCUAUACCACUGCGGUUGGUUCAUUCGGCAUCACGAUUGAUGAAAAGACCACCCCAACCAUAUAGAUGCAAUUAGAAUAGGAAUCGUCAUCUUUGUUAGUUUGAAUGAACGUAUAAAGCCCUGGAAGCUUGCUAAAACAUCAGCGAGACCGCGGUUUCUUUCAUCAC
Trichoderma asperellum CBS 433.97 is the source of this 1318-nucleotide messenger RNA. RefSeq lists its product as uncharacterized. Lineage: Eukaryota; Fungi; Ascomycota; Sordariomycetes; Hypocreales; Hypocreaceae. Gene Ontology annotation, molecular function: FAD binding. The record is from RefSeq and is a predicted model, not a curated record.